AAACACAACUGAGGUCCGAGGAAGAGUUACAGUUUCACUCAUGUCUUGUUCCACAGCCAAACCACUCUCUCGAGUCCACCAUGAAUUCUCAAAGUUCAGACCUUUUCCUCUUCUGGGUUCCUUUCAUUUUUCCUCAAAAGGCUCAAGACUAGAUGAUACAAGCAAAAACCAAGCACAAUUCUCUGAAUUGGAGAAGAGCAUAUAUACAAUUUUAACCAUAGACCGUUGGGAGUCCUUGAACCACAUGGAUUACAAGUUAGCUUCUUUGAGGCAAGUUCAUGGAAGGCUAGCUUUGAAAUUUCUCAACUUUGUUGUCAAGCAACCUGGUUUGGAACUCAAUCAUCUUACUCAUAUGUUUUCAAUAACUACUCAUGUGCUUGUUAGAGCUAGAAUGUAUGACUAUGCUAAAUCGAAGUUGGGGCAGUUAUGUAAGAUGGGUGUUGGCCCAAGGUCUGUUUUUGGUGCUUUGAUGGAUACAUACCCUCUUUGCAAUUCAAACCCUUCAGUUUUCGAUUUAUUAGUAAGGGUUUAUUUGAGAAAUGGAAUGAUCGAUGAUGCUUUGGAGACUUUUAAUUUGAUGUGUUCUCGAAAAUUUAAGCCAUCAGUUUAUACUUGUAAUAUGAUGUUAGGUUCCAUGGUGAAAGAUAGAAGAGUUGGGUCGGUUUGGUCAUUUUUCAAGGAAAUGCUUGGCUGGAGGAUUUGUCCUAAUACUGCUACUUUUAAUAUAUUGAUCAAUGUUUUGUGUGUCGAAGGGAAGCUUAAGAAAGCCGGUUAUUUGUUGAGAAAGAUGGAAGACAAUGGUUAUGUUCCAACUAUAGUUACUUACAAUACUUUGCUCAAUUGGUUUUGCAAGAAGGGGAGAUAUAAAUUAGCCUUUGAGCUGAUUGAUCAGAUGCAGUCCAAGGGUUUUGAAGCAGAUGUUUGUACAUAUAAUAUGCUUAUUGACGAUUUGUGUAGAAACAACAGAAGUGCAAAAGCUUACUUACUGUUAAAAAAGAUAAGAAAGAGAAGCAUAUCUCCCAAUGAAGUUACCUAUAACACUCUUAUUAACGGGUUUGUCAAGGAGGGAAAGAUUGGAAUUGCGACUUGUGUUUUUGAUGAGAUGUCAAAUAUUAAUCUUUCGCCAAAUCUUGCUACUUACAAUGCUUUGAUUGAAGGGCAUUCUCGUGAGGGUAAUUUUGAAGAAGCUUUAAGACUCAUAGAUAUGAUGGAACAAGUGGGAUCUCAACCUAAUGAAGUCAGUUAUGGAGCCCUUUUAAAUGGGUUGUGCAAGCAUGCCAAAUUUGACUUAGCAAGAAGAAUUUUUGAGAGAAUGAGGACAAAUGGGAUGGGUUUCAGUUGCAUACUGUACACUGAGAUGAUUGAUGGACUAUGCAAAAACGGGUUUUUGAAUGAAGCUAUACAGAUGCUUCAUAAGAUGUUCGAGGAGGGUGUGGCUCCUGAUAUUAUCACAUUUUCUGUGCUUAUAAAUGGAUUUUAUGGGGCUGGAAAGAUAAAAAAUGGGAAGGAAGUUAUAUGUAAAAUGUUUAGAGCUGGAUUUACACCUAACAAUGUCAUUUACUCCACAUUAAUCUACAAUUUUUGUAAGAUGCGACGCAUCACAGAAGCAUUGAAAAUUUACAGAAUUAUGAAUUGCAGUGGCCAUGCUGCUGAUCAUUUUAUUUGUAACAUUUUGGUUGCUUCUCUUUGUAGAGAUGGAAAAGCAAGAGAGGCUGAGGAUUUCAUGCAUCACAUGAGUAGGAUUGGUCCUAACCCUAACUCCAUUACAUUUGAUUGUGUUAUAAGCGGCUAUGGAAAUUUGGGUGAUGGGCUGAAAGCAUUUUCUUUGUUUGAUGAGAUGGUUGUAUUAGGCAAUAGUCCCAGUUUUUUCACAUAUGGCAGCCUACUUAAAGGACUAUGCAAGGGUGGAAAUCUGGUAGAGGCAAAGAAAUUUUUGAGCAAGCUGCACUACAUUCCUUCUGCUGUGGAUAAUGUUGUCUACAACACUAUACUUGCCGAGUCCUGCAAAUCAGGGACUAUGUGUGAGUCAGUGGUUCUUUUUGAUGAGAUGGUUCAGUUUGGUAUUCUUCCUGAUAGUUACACGUAUACCAGCCUUAUCAAUGGGUUAUGUAGAAAGGGAAAAAUUGCUGCUGCCCUUCUAUUUUUGGGGAAACUGAUGGAGAAAGGAGCUUUUUCCCCAAAUCUGGUUACAUACACCUGUUUAGUUGAUGGUCUUUUCAAGGCUGGCCAAUCAAGGGCCGCUUUUUAUUUUUAUGAAGAGAUGGAGCAGAAGGGCUCAUAUCUUGAUGUUCUUGCUCUUAAUGUUGCUAUAGAUGGAACAUCAAGGAUGGGAAAAAUGGGGAAGGCAAAUAAUCUGUUUUCCAAUAUGAGAAGCAAAGGUUUAUGCCCCAAUUUGCCUACAUAUAAUAUUCUGUUGCACGGAUAUUCUAAGAAAAAAGAUAUACAGAUGUGCUCUGUUCUUUUUAAACUCAUGAUCAGUAGUGGCCUUUUGCCUGACAGAUUAACAUCCCAUUGUCUCAUUCUUGGAUUUUGCAAGUCAGGCAUGUUGGAUGUAGGUAUUGAAAUCUUGAAAACGAUGAUAUCUAGAGGGGUUGAAGUUGAUCGAUUUACAUUUAACAUGCUUAUCAGCAAGUGCUCUGAAAGUGGUGAGACAGGAAAGGCAUUUAAUCUGGUUAAUAUUAUGAACUUUUUGGGAAUAAUUCCUGACAUAGAGACCUAUAAUGCCAUCAUUAAUGUGCUCAACAGAAAUCUUGCUCUCCAAGAAUCUCGUAUUAUUUUGCACGAAUUGGUUCAGAAGGGCUUCCUUCCCAAGGGUAAACAAUAUAUUACAUUGAUUAAUGCUAUGUGUAGAGUUGGGAAUAUGAGAACAGCUUUCGAUCUGAAGGAUGAAAUGGCAUCACUUGGUAUCACUUCUUGUGAUGUUGCUGAGAGUGCUAUUGUACGAGGACUCGCCCUAUGUGGGAAGGUUGAAGAAGCAAUGUUGGUUCUCGAUAACAUGCUCCGUAUGCGACUUGUUCCGACUGUUGCUACAUUUACAACAGUUAUGCACAUGUUCUGCAAAGGAAGUAAAAUUGCAGAGGCUCUACAGUUAAGGAAUAAAAUGAAACUUUGUGGUCUGAAGCUUGAUGUUGUUGCUUACAAUGUCAUCAUUUCAGGCCUUUGUGCUGAUGGGGACGUAGCUGCUGCUUUCAAACAUUAUCAAGAGAUGAAACAAUAUAGUCUGUGGCCCAAUGCCACUACUUAUACUGUUCUAGUUAAUGCCCUUCUCACUAAGGGGAGUAGCCCUUUUACCGGUGAUGUGCUUUUGAAGGACUUAAAGGGGAGGGGAAUCAUAUCUUGUGAUUGGGAUGGAAGUACUGAGCAGAUUCACAGGGCAUUGUUGAUUGCCAUGAAAAGGUUGAAGUACUUGCAGCAGAAUAAGAGAAAAUAGUAUUGAAAAAAAUUAGGAAUGCAAUGCAAUGCAAUGUGGUGGUGACAAAAAUCUAGACCCUUUUUUUCUGGAGGUCUGCUUACUGAUGAAUGUCAAAUGGAACUCUUACUACUCAACCAGUCAUGACACUCUAACUUGGUUUGUGUCAAGUCUCUAUCCUUUGGUUCCUCUAUGGACUAUUUUUCCAUUACAUUCAAUGUAGCUGUUUUCUGCUUUCUCAGGUCCAAUUCAUUUUCCUUCCUUUUUGGAUAUCAUGGAACCGCAAAGCAUGGUUUUCAGAGAGCAAACUAUCUGGAAAUUUUAUAGUCUGUUCAAGAUAUUUCAGAUUCACGUAGGAGGACGUUGGAUAAAGGUAAAGGGUACGGGGCACGGACCACUGUAAAAGAGGCAAAGAACAAAUUUUCAGCAGCUGGUAGCGAUUUGUCUCAAGGUGCCUCAAGCUGUACAGACAUGAGUUAAAUUUUCCCAUUUAAAAAGAAAAAUUCCUUUUUUCGGAUUGUUCUGCCAUCUGAUUUCUGGAGAUGCACCCCUUGUUUUUUGUCUUGUUCAUUCAGGACCUAACCAAUCAAAUAGAGUUUAUUGAUUUAGCUUUGUUCCUCAUCAAGAAGAGUGCUGGGAACAUAUUUAGAAGCCAGAACUGCAUCCUUGCUGUAUCCAUGGAAAAGGUAAAACUUCACAGCUCGUCACGUGCUGCAUACGCCUUGGGAAGAUCAUGAACUUCUAGCGAGUACUCCCGCAAAUCAAGGUGUCGUAAGUGAAAGCUUAUACUAAAACCUCAUCUAUAUGUUUCUUGCCCUUGGAAAUCUUUCUUCAUCAACACAAUGCUCUGUCAUGAUUUCUCGGGAGAACAAGGAUUCCUUAUGGCUAGCAGCCCAAUAAAGAUGGUGGGGGGCAAAAAAACAGCUCCCUCAAUGCGUGAUGAAGCUGCUCGUUUAGUGAGCCUAAUCAAUCCACGCUUGGUGAGUUCUGUUGGUAAAUUUUGUUGAUUGGGGUACCUUUUCUUUAGAUUUCCCAUGUUACAAAAAUGUUGUGUACUGCUCUUGGCAUGGCAGACAGAAUCUAGCAGCAUGAACAAGGAUAUGCUCCACUGUAAUUGACUUUGUAAUAGUUUAUUGUUUGCUGUAAUAUAUGUAGUUUUCUUGAA
Theobroma cacao (cacao) is the source of this 4574-nucleotide messenger RNA. Lineage: Eukaryota; Viridiplantae; Streptophyta; Magnoliopsida; Malvales; Malvaceae. The record is from RefSeq and is a predicted model, not a curated record.